Molecule: messenger RNA, 462 nt
Organism: Fomitiporia mediterranea MF3/22
Lineage: Eukaryota; Fungi; Basidiomycota; Agaricomycetes; Hymenochaetales; Hymenochaetaceae
Exons: 3
Biological process (GO): tRNA wobble uridine modification
Cellular component (GO): elongator holoenzyme complex
Source: RefSeq, a predicted model, not a curated record
UCGCUACGACCUCUAUAUGAUAGGCUAUCUGAACUCUUAAGGGGAAAUAAAUCCCAAGAAGGAGUUGAUGACCAUCCAAAUAUGAUCGUUCUUGAUGGCAUUUCAAUGCUUGAAUGGUCUGGAACACCAAUAUUAGAGGUCAAACGCUUCAUCCGAGCUCUUCGUACGCUCUGCAGAAAAAAUAAUACUGCACUAGUUAUUCGACAUCACCGUGUCUCGUCGAGUCAUCUAGACGAUCUCCAGCGUUCACUCCUCUCGCAGUGCGCGCUGCAUCUGGAAGUGCUGCCACUUGCGAGCGGUAGGAGUAGCGUGAUUAGUGGAGAAAUCGCACUUCAUUCUGGUCCGCUUCUCGAUGACCCAAAUAGCUUCACUCCAAUCCACAGGAACGCAGCAAUACAGUAUCGACUGAGAGACGCUGGAGCAACAUAUUUCGGAAGAGGUACAAGUGCAGUUGUAUUAUGA